CGACAGAUCCCUUAUCUUAUUGCCCUUUUUCCUCUUCGAUGAGUCCUUUCGGCUUACGAUUGAAGAACACUCUUCGAACACUUCGAGUCUCACCCACACACGGCUCAGACACAAUUUUCAAGAUUUGAAGCUCGUAAAGCAUGGGUUGCCAAGAGAGGAAGCACAGGAAAAGAACAAAAGAAGAGACGAAUUGAUUGAGGAAUGGCGAGGGGAAGCCAUGGGAACAAUACUGGAGCUUUCUUUGUGGCCACUUUGGUUCUGUGGUUUGUCUCUGUUAUGUUCGAGAUCCUCUUCCAUAAGAGAACGGAACUUGUCUAUGUGGUUGCUGGUUGCUGUUUCUACCAAAUUGCCAACUGGGUCAUCCGAUUCUUUGUAUUUCAUGAUCCUCUUUUUGUCAACACCUGCGUCUCUUUGCUUCAUUCCUCCGUUACUUCUGUUUCAGUCAUUCUCAUCUUGGUUAAUCAGUGGGCAACAAAGGGUUUAAGUGCGACGUUUAACCAUGAUCAGUUGUUUGGAGGGAUGUGGCCUGGUGUAUACCUGGCUUUGUGCUUCUCCUGUGGUUACUUUGCACAUGACCAGUGGGAUAUACUCCGGUUCCGGCUGUAUAAUGGAGUGAUCCCUUCAAUCCUUGUACACCACUUGCUACAUCUGGUUUGGUUUACACUUGCUUUGUACCGAAGAGUCACUGUAAACUAUCUUAUUCUGACCCUUAUUUGUGAGCUUCAUUCAAUAUUCCUACACGUGAGGAAAGUGCGGCGAAUGGCUGGAGUACGGGACACAAAUUCCAAAUUUGUGAGAGUAGAAUGGGCACUCAACUGGAUCACCUUCUUCCUAGCGAGGCUCGGUUCACACAUUCUCAUCACAAUCAAGCUCAUUAAAGAUGCGUCCAAGUUCGGGAAAGGUGUUGAACUCCCACUAGCCCUUUUUGGGAUGGUGGGAAUGAAUUUGCUCAAUGUCAUUCUUGGCCUUGAUCUCUUCAAAGCUUAUAGAAGAGAGAAGAAUGAACACCCUAGACAUCAGGAAUGAAAAGAGGAAAGGGGAAAAAAAAGGAGAAUGUCAUGUUAUUUUCCAGUGGCAUUUGAAUUUUUGGCUACAUCUGGCUGUAAAUUAAGAGGAAAAAAUUAUUUCUCUAAAAUGCAGUGAUUUAGAUUGAUAACCAAUAUGUUAACAGGAGAAUGUAAAGGCCAUUUUUUUUUUUUUUAUUAAAAUUAUUUGUGCCUUUCAAAUGCAACCUAGUUAUACUUUUGCCUUGUUCUAGGACAGCGAGUUACUGUAAGCAGAAGGAUACAACGUUUAUAUGCAAUGGAUCAAUUUGUAUUUUUUGUGAUA
This is a messenger RNA of Macadamia integrifolia, 1329 nucleotides long. RefSeq names its product TLC domain-containing protein 1-like. The record is from RefSeq and is a predicted model, not a curated record. Gene Ontology annotation, cellular component: plasma membrane. Gene Ontology annotation, biological process: membrane assembly; phospholipid homeostasis; regulation of membrane lipid distribution. Lineage: Eukaryota; Viridiplantae; Streptophyta; Magnoliopsida; Proteales; Proteaceae. The transcript is spliced from 3 exons. Bases 202 to 1026 code for a protein of 274 amino acids.